CACACACAGACACACAGGGCAGCCUGGGUGCAGGCUCUGGGGGUCAGCCUGGCAUUACACUGGGGGUGAGCCCUGGGAUCCUGCAGCAAUACACAAAGGAUGCUCUGAGCUGCCUUCAAUUGCUCUCUGUUCUCAGAGCAGGAAGGAUUAAAGAAUGACUGGAGAAUACAGCUAAACACAGGGACGAGGAAGCUCCAGAUUCCACAAUGAGGAUUCCUCCUUCCUCUGACUCUUCGCAAGGUCCUGGGCAGUGAGGGGCUUGAGCCCCAGAAUUCUGUGAACCCCCCUGUCCCUUCCAAGCAGCGCCUGGGACCCCCUGCCUGCUGCAAUGGGUGGGUUAUAAAUCACUGGUAAUGAGGAGCACUGGGGUCAGCCUGCCCUGGAGAUGCUGAAGAGAAGGGACAUUCUGGCUAUUGUGCUGAUCGUUCUUCCCUGGACUUUACUGAUCACAGUCUGGCACCACUCCACUCUGUCCCCGCUGCUCACAGCACACAAGGAAGACGGCAGCGAAGGUCGGAGGGAUGCAGGUCCAGGGUCAGAUUCCAGAGAGUAUUGUUCUUCUGAGCGAGAUAUCGUGGAGGUUGUGAGGACAGAGUAUGUGUACACACGUCCUCCGCCCUGGAUGGGGAACCUUCCUAUCAUCCAUGUUAUCACCCCAACAUACAGCAGACCGGUACAGAAAGCCGAGCUGACCCGCCUCGCCAACACUUUACUGCAUGUUCCCAAUUUGCACUGGAUUUUAGUUGAGGACUCUCAACGACGGACCCCUCUGGUGACUAAAAUGCUUCAGGAUUCUGGGCUGAAUUAUACCCAUCUAAAUGUGGAGACCCCACGUAACUACAAACUGAGGGGGGAUACGCGAGACCCACGAAUACCUCGUGGUACCAUGCAGAGGAAUCUGGCCUUGCGUUGGCUCAGAGAAACUUUUCACAAGAACAACAGUUUGCCAGGGGUGGUCUAUUUUGCUGAUGAUGAUAAUACAUACAGUCUAGAGCUGUUUGAAGAGAUGCGAAGUACCAGGAAAGUGUCCGUUUGGCCGGUGGCAUUCGUAGGAGGUCUUCGUUAUGAGUCCCCCAAAGUCAAUGCCGCUGGCAAAGUAUUUGGAUGGAAAACAGUGUUUGACCCCCACAGACCAUUUGCCAUAGACAUGGCUGGCUUUUCCAUCAACCUGCGCCUGAUUCUCCAGCGACCGCAGGCAUACUUCAAAUUGCGAGGUGUUAAAGGAGGUUAUCAGGAGAGCAGCCUGCUGAGGGAGCUUGUUACUUUGAGUGACCUAGAACCCAAAGCGGACAAUUGCACUAAGAUUUUGGUCUGGCACACCCGGACGGAGAAGCCUGUACUUGUGAAUGAAGGAAAGAAAGGUUUUACGGAUCCCAACGUGGAGAUCUGAAAGAAACAAAAUGAGAAAACAUCUAAGGGGCUGUAUGCAGGUAUCGCGCUCUCCAUGGGCAGAUGGACAUAGAGAGUGUCAUUGGGGACACAUUCUCCAACACUGAGACCAUCUGCCCCUAGCCCCCAGAUUGUGCAGGAUCGCCCAUGUGUAUGUUCAUUUACUCAAGAAGCACAGCACAUGAUACGGAGGGAACCUUGGAGAUAUUAAGGAAUGAAGAAUCCUGGUUUCUCUAACUGUAAAUCAUCCGGCUGUUCCUGUGCUGCAGAGAGCCAGGGGUAAGUCUUGUAGGAUGGAAAGUGAAAUAGAUAUGAGCAGUGGGGCCCGGCGUGCGGACUCAAAUUGCCUCUGCACCCACGUGGACUGACUGCUAUGCCGUUGUCACUUCCGGAAACUCGCUGUGCAGCCUAUGGACCAUCCUCCCAAUACCGGGUCAUACAGCCAUGUUCUUCAUGCUCCUCUGCAGGGAGCGGCUCGUCUUCAUGUUCUCUGUAGAUCCAGGUGUAACUCACACUGCUAGGCCCCUCGUAGCAUCCAAAGUGAGACACACAGACACUCGUUACUCUGCACUCAAACCAGAUGGCAAUCUGAAAUUUUCAAGGAAUUCUCGCUCUCAAUGUAAUGACAAAUUGCGUUGCAGGACAAACCCUUCCAUUCCCUAUACUAUAUCAGUGCAAUUUUUGGAUUAUAUAUACGAUAUAUUGAGGCUAUGAUAAACUUUAAUUGAAUUACCUUCUUUUACAAGAAAUCGAUUUUAUCAAUUGAAUCUCUCAGUUUUCUUUACAUAGAAGUAAAAUGUCAAGAAAAGUGCUUACAUGGCAUGCGCACAUUCAGGCACACUACAAGGCCCAGCAUGCAGCUCUGCCCUAGGAAUUAUGAGAGGUAGUGUGGCAGUCACCAAACAUAUGGGAUAUUAUCUUUUAAAAUGAAUAGCAGCUUCUGACAGUUCCUCCAAGUAUUAAAAACAGAAUUAAAAAAACAAAACAAAAAAACACAUAUAAGAAGAUUGGGUUAUCCCUAUGAGAACAUCACAUGUAUAUAGUGUUUGAAGAACGUUAGAAUGCCCAGUACCUUCACAUUCUAUCUAUACAUCGUUAGCACAGGGUAUCGCUUACAUUGUAUAAGUGACCAUCACAAAGAGAGAUGUAUAAAUAUAUACACAAACACAGAACUACACUCAGAAUUAUACAAUGGCAUUCAGUAAAUAGCAUUCAGUAAAUGGUGAGUUAGAAUGAGAACAUUCUCGUAGGUAACAUGUUAUUCAAAUGUUCAAUAUCACUUGUUUGAUUUGAAGAAAUAUUAUUGAAAGGGCGACUCCACACAUCUAAAACACCUUAGCGUGCUGAAGUGCUUUAUGUAUGAAGAGUGUGCCCUGUUUUGUUUUGUUUUUUUAUCGCAUUGUACAAAAAUUACAGAUUUCAUAGAAAUUGAAACUUUUAUAAAUGAACCUUCUCACACAACCCCCUCCCUCCCCCGGCUGUCAAUCAGAAAACCAGUCCUGUUACUUCCCGUUUUUUUACCUUAGUGGAAUUAAACUCAACUCAAACGGAGAUGAGCAUCAUAUUUGAGGUUAUACUUUUAUUUUCUCUGCACAUGGAUUUGUACUUUCAGAAUCGGACUCCAAACAAAUCACUAAAAAGAUGGAUCACCUCGGUAGAUUUGCAUUUUUUAAAAAGCACAUUUUAGAAAACACUUUUCCUGUCUGAGAGACAGCAUUAUUAGUGAUCAAAUGCUACAAAUUAAAUAUGGUGGUCAUCUCCCCGGCACAGAGAGCAUGAUGGAUCAUGGCUGAUGAGACGCUGAUCUCUGCAGAACAUCUCACUUCCCACUUGCAGACUAUUGCACACUGCGUCUAAUUAAAGAAACAUUCUGAUCUC
Molecule: messenger RNA, 3267 nt
Organism: Pelobates fuscus (common spadefoot toad)
Lineage: Eukaryota; Metazoa; Chordata; Amphibia; Anura; Pelobatidae
Gene: B3GAT1
Product: beta-1,3-glucuronyltransferase 1
Exons: 7
Coding region: 386-1390 (334 amino acids)
Biological process (GO): chondroitin sulfate proteoglycan biosynthetic process; carbohydrate metabolic process
Cellular component (GO): Golgi membrane
Molecular function (GO): galactosylgalactosylxylosylprotein 3-beta-glucuronosyltransferase activity
Source: RefSeq, a predicted model, not a curated record